AUGUUUCUGGACUACUCAAGUCGCAAUGAAUUCGCGGACGUCAAUUCUGCUUUUGCUGAGAAAUACAUCGAGAUUCUUUACAUCGAGAGGCUAGAGGGGCCUCAAUUUCGUUUAGAGUACAUCAAAUCUCGCGCUAAGCAUAUUCCUGAGAUUCAAAACCUGCAGUUGAAAGAUUUACGUGGCAAUUUUGGUUGGUUAACCUACCUUCACGGAAUAAUCCUGUCGCGUGAGCAAAUGAUUGCAAAGAUGGACUUGUUACUCAAGUGUUCAACCUUGUACAUGGUAGAAUUCUCUCUCGAAGGUUGCUCCCCCGAAUACGCAUUCCUUCAAAAUGACAAUGGGGAAAUGAAGUACGAUAGACUCACAAAGGCAGUCAGGAGCACCUACAUUGACUUUUUGAAACCAUGCGAGAAUAUAAUAGAGUCACUUCAAUCUCACUUCAUUGCGUCGCGACCUCAAAAAAAGUUGCCCUUCAGCCAAUUUGACUACCUUCAAAAAGUUAUCUACCAAGAAUUGUUUCCAAAAGCAGAUGGUCCCUUCAAAAUGCAUGUUGGACUGUUGAUAAUGCCCAUUAAAUUUCCGACUUCGUUCCGGGAGGUAAUUGGAGAAAAUGGAUGCCCUAAGUCGGCAAUAAAGUUACGAUUUCAUAAGUGGACUGGAUGCAAGGCAGGAGCAAAUUUGCACAGCCUCAAAGGAACCGAUGUUCGUCCAUCGUUAAUUGAGAAUCGGAUUAUUUCGGUUUGGAAAGCGGGAGACCCGAGACAACUCUUUGAUUAUUAUGCUCAGCUAUUAAAAGUUGGAAGGAUUUCACUCUUCCAGCAAACCAGUGAUGAGACUACCAUAGUUAUGAAAGAGAUUGAAUUGAGGGUGGACCGACGGAACGAAAAAAUUGGACAUUUCGAAGACGUCUUGUCACUCAGUUCGACAGCACUUUAUGAGGAGAGCGAAUUAUCCUGUGCUGGAAACGAGUGCAUUGAUGACAUUGAAACAACGCAAGAGUACAAGAGGAGUUUAAUUAGUAGCGGAAAUUUGUCUGGAGACGUCGUAGAGGUGGACGCGGAUUGCUCGAGAAAUCCGCAUUCGCUUCUAAAUGUUCGAAGCGACUUCCGUAACGAGGGCCUCUUCGAGUCGAAUGACGUUAAAGAUGCAUCUUUACAGGAUGUAGAUAUGUCUCAAUCUAUGGAAACUACCUCACUGUCACCUGCUGUCAUUGGGAAUAAAACAAUAGAACAUUCGCCAGCCCGUGUUAAUUCUUCAUUCAAAUCCAGUUAUAAGGGGAAGCUGAAGUUGAGGUUGAAAUCCAAAUCAAAGCCUUUAGUGCAAACAAGUGAUGCUGCAAAAUCUUGUAAAGCUCAAGGAUCUCAACUUGAAAGCUCCGAAACAUCAAGGAAGAGCGGAAUCUAUUUGAAUGGCCAAAGCGUCACCACCAACCAUGACAAGAACAGUAAUGACAAGUAUACUGACACUUCAACGAAGCUUUAUUCCGUGGUAGUCGAUGGGGUAAAAUGCGAGAUGAAUGAAAUUGAGAGAGAUAUUUAUUUACUAUUAGAGCAGCGUCGCCUUAACCGAGAGGUUGCGGGACAGGUAAUGUCACCGUCUGAAGCAAGUGCUGAAGUGCGGGCUGAGAAGGCAAACAAAUUUCAAAUAGCGAGCAAACAACUGAUGGAAAGAGAAGAGGCUUUCCUGUUUUCUUCCAAUCAAGACGCUUCACUCAAUUCUCAGGACGGAGUUAUUGAUCGCCAGCUUAAAGUCGCCGCAGCCAAAAAGACACGGGAAACUUCAAAAACCCUUAGCGGCCCUAGCAACAUCAGACCCGUUCGCGAUAUUGUUGCCACCAUCGAACGUGCUAGCGAACUUCUGGAAAAAAAGGCCUCACAAGCUAAUGUAUCAGAAGCCGAACCAGACCUCGAGGCGUCAACUCAAGCCACGCCUCUUAGCUUUGAGAGCAUAGAGUUUGAAUUUCGCGAUACAGCUACAAUUGAAAAUAAGAAAGGUAUGGCUCAUGUUCAACUCAAAAGUAGUAUCCCUGAUCUGCAAGGAAAGCAAGAUGUUGUUGAACCACAAGGUUGCGUGCCUUCUUGUGGUAAACUUGAAACAGACAUUCCUCAGAAUAGCGCUGUGGAAUUCCAAUUAGGAGGCUCUCGCUCAAGUUCUCCAACAACCUUUGCCACUCAAUACCAGUGUUUCACGUCAGGAGAGGCUGAGAAAGCGACUGCCAAGAUGUGUGACAAGCCGCGCAAACAGCACAGCGAAUUUCAAAGACCGUCUCAAAUAGCAUCUCAAGUACCAGGCUCUUGCCAUCACUCAAAGAGGAUUAAAUCUUCUAAGCGAAAUAAGAGCCAGAGGAAUGAGAGUAAAUCGAAAAUGAUGCGGGUCCCCACAUUCGUAAUAACAGAGCAAGAGUCAUCACCCCAAAGCUCUCGCUGUGUUGAAUCGAAUACUCUUCCUACAAAUGAUCAAUCUCGACAUAUCACGGAGCAGAGAAGGACUGAGAGUUUUACAGCUAAUGAUGACGGCAAGAUCCUCUGGACCUAUGAUCUCGAUUAUGCUCACGACAAAACAUAUUCUUCAUGGAACGGGUUACGAGACAACGAGGUUGCCACGCCGCCUUUGAGAUCGCAACAAGCUUUGAGUGGCGAAGCGCGCAACGCUCCCACUCCUCACUUAUCUCAUGGGCAGUUGCCGCCACGUAAUGUUCCCAAACGCUAUCAAAGUCUGGUUCAACGAAUGUACCACACGCCUGUCUAUAAUACAGGUUAUGGUUACCCACACGCAGAACAUUCGGCCUAUUUGUCGCGUAAGUGCCAUUGUUACCUCAAAGAAAGUUGCCGUAACCCUUUUCACGAGCAGCGUCCUCCUCCACUUCCUAGGAAAUGUCCCACACCUUUGCAACAAUAUAGCCCACUUCUUGCCCUCGAGCUGCAAACUGAAACUGGCGAAAUAUCAGACAAGCCAUUCACUCAGGGGCAAAGGGUGAAGGAUGAUCAUCUAUGCGACAAAAGCGAUAAUCCAACACUAAAACAACCAACGCUGUCUGUUUCGGACAAUGGCAACGACUAUCUGCGGCAAAGUUCUAACGGUGAGUACCAGACCUUUGAUAUUGCCUAUCCCGGGAAAGAAACAAAGCGAAGUAUCAGAAAUACCGCCAAUGCGCAAGAAAGCUCUUCGGCUAAAGAUCCGCAUUCCUGCUCCGAAAAUGGUCAUCGAGACUUCACAAACUACACCGGGAGCCUUACUCCCUACGACGAUGAUGACCAACAGUCCGUUAUAGUAUCACAUCAUCUAUUCGAUAGCUCCAGACUAUCACAGGAUGCCGUCGCUAUCGAGCCGAUUGUAGACUUGAUUGAUUUGAAUAAGAGUAUGGAAGCGGAUUCUACGAGUAGGCCACAUGUUCCCGAUUCCCUCGUAGUCGAUAAAUCCUUAAGAUAUGGCGAGAAGAUGGAAUUUACCUCCGAAGAACUGAAUGACCUGAAUGAUGUUGACAAUUUGUGUUAUGAUAGUCGCGACGCCAUCUUAUCGUGUGAGCUGUCCGACUUAGAUAUGCGGCUUGCAAGAAGCAAGUCCUUUGAGUGUUUGAAUACGGAACUAGGCAAUGAUAUAGGGUCGUCGAACUUAGAAGACAGUGUGUCUUCAUACUGUUCUGAGUUAUCACUGAGCUCCCCAAUUUCCUCCCAAAUAGACGCGGCUGUUAACAAUCACCUCAAUAAUUGUGCUAGUGGAAAGAACUUACGAAAUGAAUUGGUGAAUUCAUGGCCAUUACCUCCUUUUAUCGCAAGUAAUGGGGUGAUUGUAAGACCUCCAUCUAUUAAGUUCGAGCCUAGUGACCCGAACUACGAUUAUUACACUUAUAUGGCUACUCAAGACCCUGACGGAGAACCUGAGCUCUUUAUCAGAAAACAUUCGAAAAACAAAAGCCUACGUAUGUCGGAGAAAAUUCGCAACUUUGUAUCUCCUCUUUCGGGAUCGGCAUAUGGUUCCUCCCGUCCUCCAAAAGAAAAAAGGACAGCUUUCAAUUAUGAUGAAAUGUAUCCUGCCUUGUCGAGUGUAAGAUUUCGUGACUUCGUGAAAUUCAAAGCCAAGAAGCUGAGAGAUGAUGUAAAGUAUUUCUCUGACGUCGCAAAGUUGUGCGUUGUCGAUUUUAAGGAGAGACCAAUAACAGCAGAACGGGAACUCUAUAAAGAAGAAUUGGUUUGGUGA
This is a messenger RNA of Lachancea nothofagi CBS 11611, 4197 nucleotides long. NCBI's taxonomy places the organism in Eukaryota, Fungi, Ascomycota, Saccharomycetes, Saccharomycetales, Saccharomycetaceae. The record is from the annotation of a GenBank genome assembly.